GCAAAGAGAAGCUACAGAUCUUUCCAACUUUCAUCAUCACCACUUACAACCCAGUCCACAGUCUGAGCCAGCAGGAGGUCUGAGGAUCGAACCGUGAUAAAACUCUGUAAAGCUGAACUUUCCAGGAUCCAGAUUUUUUGUUUUAUUUCUACCUCAGAGAUGCCCGGCAGUGAGAGGAAACCUUCCUUGCAGGAUUUUAACAGUGAGAAAUGUGAAUUGAGACAAAAGAAGGGACAGAAAACGCUCGGCUGACGAACAAACCUGAGCAGUCGGACGCUCUCUUUGGAUGUUGUUUCCCCACGACGCCUUUUUACUUCCAGGACGACGUCACAGAUAGCAGCCAAUGUCGGCCGAUAACAGCCCCCCGCCGCCGCCGGCCUCGCCACGAGCUCUCCCCGUCCUCCCUCACCAUGCUGUCCCACCCACGCCGUCGCCCAGCCCACCCGCCACCAUCUGCAGCCAGCUGUCCAACGGCAGCCAGACGGCACCAAGCCCAACCAGCUCACGGUGCUCCAUCCACGGCGUCUCCUUCCUGCUCCAGAUCGGACUCACCAGGGAGACGGUCACGCUCGACCCCGGUGACCUCUCGCUGUCCGCCGUCCGAGAGCUCGUCUGCUCCAUCGUGGAUCAGAAGUUCCCUGAAUGUGGAUUUUUCGGGAUGUACGACAAGAUCCUUCUCUUCCGUCAUGACCUGAGCUCGGACAACAUCCUGCAGCGUCUGACGUCACCAGAGGAGAUCCACGAGGGCGACCUGGUGGAGGUGGUGCUUUCCGCUCUCGCCACGGCCGAGGACUUCCAGAUCAGGCCUCACACGCUGUACGUCCACUCCUAUAAGGCUCCGGCCUUCUGCGAUGACUGCGGGGAAAUGCUGUGGGGGCUCGUCCGCCAAGGCCUCAAAUGUGAAGGAUGCGGACUGAACUACCACAAACGAUGCGCGUUCAAGAUCCCCAACAACUGCAGCGGAGUGAAGAAGAGGCGGCUGUCCAACGUCUCGCUGUCGGGCGCCGUCAUGUCCGUCGCUCGGCCGCCUUCCACCGAGUUCACGCCGACGCCGCAGGAGGAGCGCCCCCUGCUGGGUGCCGGGAAGCGUAACUCCCUGCUGAGCGGUCGGCCCAUCUGGAUGGAGAAGAUCGUCCUGGGUCGAGUCAAAGUCCCUCACACCUUCUCCGUCCACACGUACACUCGUCCCACCAUCUGCCAGUACUGCAAACGCCUGCUGAAGGGCCUCUUCCGCCAGGGCAUGCAGUGCAAAGAUUGUAAAUUUAACUGCCAUAAGAGAUGUGCAGCUAAGAUUCCCAGAGACUGUCUCGGUGAGGUCGACUUCAACGGAGAACCGGCUAGUCCCAGUCUGGACUCCGAGGCGACGAUGGAGGUGGACAACUGUGACAUGAACAGCGACGGCGGCCAUAGCAUGGACGAGCAGGACGAGCCGUCCACUCCCGACGACAAGCUCUUCUACAUCGAGGGUUCCUGCAUGGACGGAGAGAAAGAUGACGAGACGCUGCGAGCCAUCAGCCCGUCGACCAGCACUAACAUCCCUCUGAUGAGAGUGGUUCAGUCCAUCAAACACACCAAGAGGAAAAGCUCCACUGUGGUUAAAGAGGGCUGGAUGGUUCACUACAGCAGCCGGGACAAUAUGAGGAAGAGACAUUACUGGAGGCUGGACAGCAAGAGUCUGACUCUGUUUCAGAAUGAAAGCGGAGCCAAGUUUUACAAGGUAGGAGACCCGGCCGGCUCAGAUCUGGUUUCAGCCGCUCGGCCAAACAAAGCAGCGACAUUAAGAGACGACUGGAGGGAGUCGGGUUCAUACAAGGAAGUCUCCAUCAGCAUAUCAGUGUCCAACUCUCAGAUACAAGAAAAUGUGGAUAUCAGUUCAGUGUAUCAGAUCUUUGCUGACGAGGUCCUCGGCUCCGGACAGUUUGGGAUCGUCUAUGGAGGUAAACACAGAAAGACCGGCAGAGACGUGGCGAUCAAAAUCAUUGAUAAAAUGAGGUUCCCCACCAAGCAGGAGAGCCAGCUGAGGAACGAGGUCGCCAUCCUGCAGAACCUCCACCACCCCGGGAUCGUUAACCUGGAGUGCAUGUUCGAGACCCCCGAGCAGGUGUUCGUCGUCAUGGAGAAGCUUCACGGCGACAUGUUGGAGAUGAUUUUAUCCAGCGAGAGGAGCAAGCUGCCUGAACGCCUCACCAAGUUCCUGGUCACACAGAUCCUGGUGGCUCUCAGACAUCUCCACUUCAAGAACAUCGUCCACUGUGAUCUGAAGCCUGAGAACGUUCUCCUGGCCUCAGCAGAACCCUUCCCUCAGGUGAAGCUGUGUGACUUCGGCUUUGCUCGUAUCAUCGGGGAGAAAUCUUUCCGCCGCUCUGUCGUCGGCACUCCGGCGUAUUUGGCUCCGGAGGUUCUCCGCAGCAAAGGCUACAACCGAUCUCUGGACAUGUGGUCAGUCGGUGUCAUCAUCUACGUCAGUCUGAGCGGGACGUUUCCAUUCAACGAGGACGAAGACAUCAACGACCAGAUCCAGAACGCUGCCUUCAUGUACCCAUCGAACCCCUGGAAGGAGAUCUCAGAGGAGGCUACAGACCUGAUUAAUAACCUGCUGCAAGUGAAGAUGAGGAAGCGCUACAGCGUGGACAAGUCACUGAGCCACCCCUGGCUGCAGGACUACCAGACCUGGCUCGACCUCAGGGAGUUCGAGACGCGGCGUGGCGAGCGUUACAUCACCCACGAAAGUGACGACGCCCGCUGGGAGGAGCACGCCGACGAGCGAGGCCUGUACUACCCCAAACACUUCAUCAUGUCGCCCAACCUGGACGACAUGGAUGAGGACCCCUAGUGGCGUCCGAGGGGCCAAAGUUUCUUUCUUUACAAAGAAAAAAAAACCCAGAGGAAGUGGUUUGCAGCGGAUGCCUUGGAAACCGUCACCAUGGAGACCGUGAGCUCUACGUAACACGGCGCUGAAUGAUGUGCGAGGUCGUGACGGUCGGGCAGCUGUGUGAGGACACUGUGACAUGCUCACUGCGGCGAUAAUUCAGGUCCAGAGUAAAAAAAAAAAAAUUAACACGUUUUUUGACCUUUUUUUUUUUUUCCUUUUUCACUGCCUUUUUUUCUACAAGCCAUAAAUAACCAACAGACCCUGUGAGAGAUUUGUUCCCAGAAUUUCAACAUGUAGUCUUGUGAAUAAACAUCUGCACUGCCAGUCAAAGCCGACGAAGGGCUAGCUAAAAAGAAACAAACAGAGAAUUAAUCUACUUUCAGCUGAAAUAGGAUAUUUUUAUGACAUCAUUCUUACGUAAAGCUGUGUAAAAGAGGACAAGUUGAAGUUGUUUUAUGUGACGUUUACUGGAAAACAGAAAAAACAAACGCGUCAUUGUCUUGAAUAUUUUUCUGAGUAUAAUUUUGAUGUUCAUGUUGGGAUGUCUUUGCACUAUUGGGAAACUCUUUUAAAGGGGAAUUACACUGAGAAUAACUUCGAGUUUGUCAAUCUGCAAAAAGUGAAUUGAUUUCUUAAAAAGGUGGAACAUAUUCUGCUUUUAUUUUAUAUACUCGGUCAAAGUUAUCUCUACUUCCUCCUCGUAAUGACGUCAGAUUGUUGGUGCGUGCACAGAAACAGCCGUCCAUUGCUUAGUCUUUGUUGCUAAGGUUGUUGCUAAGGCCGUAAGUCAGUAAGCCAAUCAGAACAGAGUGGGCUCUUAAAGAGACAGGAGCUAAAACGGCCUGUUAAGAGACAGAGGCUGAACGGAGGGGCUGCUUAAAGAGCCAGUAGAAGAUAAAUAAGGAGAUUUUAACUUGUAAAUCAUACAAAAAUAUUCCAGUAGAGCUCCACAAUAUAAAUAUAGAGACCUGGAAACAUGCAGAAUAUGUCCUCUUUUUACUUUCCAAUGAUUAUCUGUUUUUUGAGAGUUGAAGAACUAA
Molecule: messenger RNA, 3912 nt
Organism: Scomber japonicus (chub mackerel)
Lineage: Eukaryota; Metazoa; Chordata; Actinopteri; Scombriformes; Scombridae
Product: serine/threonine-protein kinase D3-like
Exons: 17
Coding region: 344-2833 (829 amino acids)
Biological process (GO): protein phosphorylation
Molecular function (GO): protein serine/threonine kinase activity; ATP binding
Source: RefSeq, a predicted model, not a curated record